Molecule: messenger RNA, 1119 nt
Organism: Aureobasidium melanogenum CBS 110374
Lineage: Eukaryota; Fungi; Ascomycota; Dothideomycetes; Dothideales; Saccotheciaceae
Product: UDP-glucose 4-epimerase
Exons: 3
Coding region: 1-1119 (372 amino acids)
Biological process (GO): beta-D-galactose catabolic process via UDP-galactose, Leloir pathway
Cellular component (GO): cytosol
Molecular function (GO): UDP-glucose 4-epimerase activity
Source: RefSeq, a predicted model, not a curated record
AUGCCAGUUGGUUCAGUUCUCGUCACCGGUGGCACCGGAUACAUCGGUGGCUUCACUGCCCUCGCCCUGCUCGAGGCCGACUACAAGGUCGUCAUCAUCGACAACCUGUACAACUCGUCUGAGGAAGUACUGAACCGCAUUGAAACCAUCUGCGGCAAGCGACCCAUCUUCUACAACGCCGACAUCACCGACGAGAAGGCCUUGGAGAAGAUCUUUGCCGACCACCCCGAUAUCGACAAUGUCAUCCACUUUGCUGCCCUCAAGGCUGUCGGCGAGUCUGGCGAGAUCCCCCUUGAGUACUGGCGCGUCAACGUCGGCGGCUCAAUCGCCCUGCUCCAAGCCAUGACCCGUCACAAUGUCACAAACAUCGUCUUCUCAUCAUCCGCUACAGUCUACGGCGAUGCCACACGCUUCGAGGACAUGAUUCCCAUUCCCGAACACUGCCCUCUGGGUCCUACAAACCCUUACGGAGACACCAAGUAUGCCAUUGAAAAGCUGAUUGGCACCCACGUCGAAGCCCAGCGCAACAACGCACAGAAGAAGGGAGAGUCGGGUGCCAAAUGGAACGGCGCUUUGUUGCGCUACUUCAACCCUGCAGGCGCACACCCCAGUGGAAUCAUGGGAGAGGAUCCUCAGGGCAUUCCCUUCAACCUCUUGCCCCUGUUGGCUCAAGUCGCUGUUGGAAAGCGCGAGAAGUUGCUUGUGUUUGGUGAUGACUACGACUCAAGAGAUGGCACUGCUAUCCGCGACUACAUUCACGUUAUUGAUCUUGCCCAAGGCCAUCUGAAGGCACUCAACUACCUUCGCGAGCACCAGCCCGGUGUGCGCGCAUGGAACCUUGGUACUGGCAGAGGCUCUACCGUGUUCGAGAUGGUCAAGGCGUUCUCGCACGCUGUUGGACGCGACCUGCCCUACGAGGUGGUUGACCGUAGACCCGGCGAUGUUCUGAACCUCACAGCCAACCCAGGCAGAGCCCAUGAGGAACUUCAGUGGGAAACCAAGUUCUCACUCGAAGAUGCGUGCAGCGAUCUGUGGAGAUGGACCGAGAACAACCCUCAAGGCUACAGACAGCAGGCGCCGAAGGAGUUUGUGGACAAGGCGAUUGCUGCUCGCAAGUAA